AUGUUUACCCUUAGAAAACUUUUCAAACGUUUAGGAGUUGUCGCCGCUCUCUCCGGCGUUGGCACCGUUUUUCUACUGGAAAUGAUCCCUAAAAUAAACGAAACUCGACGGAGUAAGGCACUACUUUCUCGUCCGAAGCCAUCUCCAGCCGAAGUAGAACGUUUCAGCAAACCGUUACCCUCACGUGCGGAGAAUUUAGCUCGCAUGUCUUCAGGGCAAGUGUUUGAUGUUCUAGUGAUCGGUGGCGGUGCCACAGGUGCUGGUGUUGCAGUGGAUGCAGCCUCUCGUGGUCUUUCAACGUGUCUAAUCGAGAAAUUUGAUUUUGCUUCUGGCACCUCAUCCCGCUCAACCAAAUUGAUCCACGGUGGCGUGCGAUAUUUGCAGAAGGCUGUAUUCAAUUUGGAUAUUGAACAGUUUCGUAUGGUCAACGAAGCAUUGAGUGAACGGGCUAAUCUGAUUGAUAUUGCCCCUCAUUUAGCUUAUCCCUUACCUAUCAUGCUUCCAGUGUACAAACUAUGGCAAUUACCCUACUUCUGGGCAGGAAUCAAAAUGUACGAUGUUAUCUCGGGUGGCCAAAUCCUCAAAGCCAGCUAUUACCUGAGCAAACCACAGGUCCUGGAGCGUUUUCCGUUAUUGAAACGUGACAAGCUGAUCGGGGGACUGGUUUGUCACCUCAAACCUUCGUACCCUUGCCGAACCAAGGGUCUGCUUCUCGAGGGAGCACAUGGAUGGAGUCCGAAUCUGUUCAUUCAGUUGGUUCAAGAGCAUGGUAUGGAUGUGGAUGUGGCCCAACAUUUGACUGAAGUCUACGGUGACAAAGCUUUGGUGAUUGCGAAUAUGGCCAGUUUGACGGGACUCCGGUGGCCAAUUUUGGGAAAGCGAUUGCACCCAGAAUUCCCCUAUAUCGAAGAAGAGAUCAAAUACGCCUGCCAAGAGUAUGCCGUCCGAGCUGUGGACUUCCUGGCGCGUCGUACGCGAUUGGCUUUUCUCAACGCGGUAGCUGCUCAAGAGGCGCUACCGCAUGUUAUCGAAAUCAUGGCAAAAGAACUGAAUUGGGACAGCCGUAAAAGAAAGGAAGAAACACAACAUGCACAGGCAUUUCUCUGUCGCGAAAUGGGACUCGGACUAUCUGCACUGGAUUCCGCCCCGAUCACUUUAACUAUGGAGGAAACUGAUCAGCUGCUUCAACGUUUCCGAAAGUUGGACAGUGGUGCGAAGGGCUAUAUCACGUUAUCCGAUUUUGAGCGCUCUUGUAAGGAAUCAGGUGAACGCUUGAGCAAACAGUCAUUGCAGGCUUUACUCGAAACUAUCGACAAGGAUAGGGACGGUCGGGUUGACGUUGCCGAAUUCCUUCGCUUUAUGUCCGCCCUCAAAUCCGGUACUGUGGCUCACAGUCCACUGAAGCGGGUUCUAACCGGUUCAGUCAUCCCUGUUCAUCGGAGUGGCGGCGGUGUUUAGGCAGUUUGAUGCCUACUGCAACGCCGCAUUAAUGCCUGACGCACGGGACUCAACCUCAGGAGUAAUCGCAGACUCUCUCAGUUCCUUAUCCAAGAGGUACCACGAACAUAUCCUGUAUUCUCGUGAUCACGCAGCGGCUUCUUUGUCUGAAGCAACUCCUUUAUUUCCCUCCUCCCCCCACUUAGAUACAAUAGCGAAAUCUUUCUCUUACCAAGAUAUCACUCACUGGGCACUUGACCCAAUCAGCGACCGAUCUAUCUUCUGAGGCAUAAUCGCUCCUACCUCACUACUAUCUUUUUCUCUUAUCCUUACGUAGAUCACAUUGUAUCUGUUCGAUUAACUCAUUCUUGACAUCUUCCUAUCGUUGUUUGUGUUUUCCUGAACAGCCGCUCACUUGAGCCAUUUUUUGCAUGCGCUCGACUCAGGAUGUGCAACUUACCGUUUUCUAGUGACCUUGGUUCGUGUCUUCUGAUCCCACCUCAAUUUUGCCCCAUGUUUCCACUGGAUUUUUCUCAGUGCCAUGUGUCCUUGUCAUCUUCGGUCACCUAGGCGAUUGUGUUGUUUUAUCUGCAUUGCCCUUGUCUCCUCGCAGCUUUAAUUCCUCCCAUAGAGUUGUCUACUAUUGGCAUGUACUUUAUUGAUUUCCAUCACAGUGCAUUGUAUGGAUCCCACUGUCUCUACGCUAUCCCAGAUGUGAAGGAUUAGGCAGAGCUCCUAAGCCUGGGACAACAAAUCUUCCCAACGUUCUAGAUUUGCCAACCAUUUCUUUCGAAUUCACAUCACAUUGUAUUGAGAUUAGAUCCGGUCUGUCUCUUUCGUGUGGUAAUCACCUUUCCUCGAACAGCAUGCGGGUAUGAUUGUGCCCCAGAUAUCGAACAGAAAAUGUUUUCUCA
Dicrocoelium dendriticum is the source of this 2351-nucleotide messenger RNA. Lineage: Eukaryota; Metazoa; Platyhelminthes; Trematoda; Plagiorchiida; Dicrocoeliidae. The record is from the annotation of a GenBank genome assembly.